Molecule: messenger RNA, 615 nt
Organism: Stylophora pistillata
Lineage: Eukaryota; Metazoa; Cnidaria; Anthozoa; Scleractinia; Pocilloporidae
Source: RefSeq, a predicted model, not a curated record
AUGGCCAUGAUCGAAAGCGGAAAAUCCAAGAGAGCAAGAAGAAAGCUACUACAAGACCAGCUAACACCAGCAGAAACAAUCAAAUAUGCCAGAGGCCUCGAAAGCGCGGAUCAACACGCCACAAAAGUGGAGAACCAAACCCCAACGGACGUCACCGUCAAACAAGAAGUGGACAGAAUCAUAGUGGACGAAACAGGAAAAAAGUCGUGUUUUAACUGCGGGAAACAGUGGCCGCACCAAGGAGGACAAAGAAAAUGUCCGGCCUUUGACAAGCAGUGUAUGCGAUGCGGAAAAAGGAAUCACUUCGCGAAGUAUUGUAUAAGCAAACAAGAAAUUAAAGCCACGAAAGAAUUAGCAUGCGGAGGCGAACAAAAAUCUGACACCUCAUCCGAGAGCAGCGAAGAGUCCACGCUUACAUUGGAAAUGGUAGUAGAUCUUCAAUACAGUAACGUAAAAGAGAAGGCGGUACAGGAUCAAGAGAACACGAUUUGGCAGCAAAGACCAGAAAGUCCAUCCUCUGUGGUGCGAGAAAAUUCGCUUAGUUCACAUGCAAUUAUGGCGUUGUCAAACAAUGGAGAAGCAGGAGCAUCAGUAAUAGAUAGCGUAUCCAGUUGA